Molecule: messenger RNA, 1623 nt
Organism: Chelonus insularis
Lineage: Eukaryota; Metazoa; Arthropoda; Insecta; Hymenoptera; Braconidae
Product: tubulin alpha-1 chain-like
Exons: 3
Coding region: 160-1512 (450 amino acids)
Biological process (GO): microtubule cytoskeleton organization; mitotic cell cycle
Cellular component (GO): microtubule; cytoplasm
Molecular function (GO): GTP binding; structural constituent of cytoskeleton
Source: RefSeq, a predicted model, not a curated record
UUGCCAUCAUGUCUGGCUACAUCAGAACGCUGAGAACGUUUCGAGGAGCUUCAUUGCCUGCUUCAUCUUAACGUAAUCUUUUGCUUUUUUGAGGAAUUCAAUUUUCCAUUAAGAAUUUACAUUUUGUACCUGUGAUUAAAAAACGAUAAUCUAUUCAAGAUGCGUGAAUGUAUCUCAGUCCACGUUGGUCAAGCUGGAGUCCAGAUUGGUAAUGCUUGCUGGGAACUCUAUUGUUUAGAACAUGGAAUCCAACCUGAUGGCCAAAUGCCAUCAGAUAAAUUGCUAGGAGGUGGAGACGACAGUUUCAACACCUUUUUUAGUGAAACUGGAGCAGGGAAACAUGUUCCAAGAGCUGUAUUUGUUGACUUGGAACCAACCGUCGUGGAUGAAGUCCGUACUGGAACUUACCGGCAACUAUUUCAUCCUGAACAACUAAUCACUGGCAAAGAGGACGCUGCGAAUAAUUAUGCUCGAGGUCAUUACACAAUUGGAAAAGAAAUAGUUGACCUAGUACUCGAUCGAAUUCGUAAACUUGCUGACCAAUGUACUGGACUUCAAGGAUUUUUAAUCUUUCACUCCUUCGGAGGAGGCACUGGCUCUGGAUUUACUUCUCUUCUUAUGGAACGACUUUCUGUCGACUAUGGAAAGAAAUCUAAAUUAGAAUUCGCUAUUUAUCCAGCUCCUCAAGUAUCAACUGCCGUUGUUGAACCUUACAACUCAAUUCUAACAACACAUACAACUCUGGAGCAUUCAGAUUGUGCUUUUAUGGUGGACAAUGAAGCUAUUUAUGACAUCUGCCGUAGAAAUUUAGAUAUAGAACGUCCAACAUACACUAAUCUAAACAGACUAAUUGGCCAAAUUGUAUCUUCAAUCACGGCAUCUCUACGUUUUGACGGAGCAUUAAAUGUUGAUCUUACUGAGUUCCAAACUAACUUGGUACCCUAUCCACGUAUUCAUUUCCCUCUGGUCACUUACGCUCCAGUCAUAUCUGCUGAAAAGGCUUAUCAUGAGCAGCUUUCAGUAGCAGAGAUUACAAAUGCUUGCUUUGAGCCAGCUAAUCAGAUGGUCAAAUGCGAUCCACGUCGGGGAAAGUACAUGGCUUGUUGUAUGUUAUACAGAGGAGACGUUGUACCUAAAGAUGUCAAUGCAGCUAUUGCUACUAUUAAGACUAAACGUACAAUCCAAUUUGUUGACUGGUGUCCAACUGGAUUCAAAGUCGGAAUCAAUUAUCAACCACCAACUGUUGUUCCUGGAGGUGAUCUUGCUAAAGUUCAACGUGCAGUUUGCAUGUUAUCCAAUACCACUGCCAUUGCUGAAGCUUGGGCUCGUCUUGAUCAUAAAUUCGAUCUUAUGUAUGCCAAACGUGCCUUUGUUCAUUGGUAUGUAGGUGAGGGUAUGGAAGAAGGAGAGUUUUCUGAAGCUCGAGAGGAUCUUGCUGCUCUUGAAAAGGAUUAUGAAGAAGUUGGAACUGAUUCAGUUGAAGGAGAAGACCAAGGUGCUGAAGAAUAUUAAAGAAAAAAAAGAAUCUGAGAAAUGUUAUUGAUUUUUGAUAUUUUUUGAUUGAUACUUUUUCUAUAUUGAAAUACUUCUCAGAAUUUGAAUAAAAAAAUUUCAAUACUCGUG